GGAGAGCGCGGAGUAUCGGCCGUGCGCAGCCCGGCACCCGCCGCCGCAGCGUCCACCCCGCAGCAUCUCGAUCCCGCACUGAGCUGACGACGGAGUGUUACCGACACGAAGCCAUCCGCACUUGUACAGCAACAGGGAGAAGUUAAGAGAUGGAGGACGUGGUGAUUGCAGGCAUUGCAGGAAGGCUGCCAGAAUCUGACAACUUGCAGGAGUUUUGGGAAAACCUGCUUAAUGGAGUUGAUAUGGUCACAGAGGAUGAUCGGAGGUGGAAACCAGGAAUUUAUGGACUGCCCAAGAGAAAUGGAAAGCUCAAGGACCUAAGCAAAUUUGAUGCCUCUUUUUUUGGGGUUCACCCCAAACAAGCUAACACAAUGGAUCCUCAACUUCGCUUGUUGUUGGAAGUUUCUUAUGAAGCUAUUUUGGAUGGAGGUAUUAAUCCGGGCACCCUCCGUGGCACAGAUGCAGGUGUAUGGGUUGGUUGCAGUGGGUCAGAAGCUGGCGAAGCCUUUAGCCAAGAUCCAGAAGAGCUUUUGGGAUACAGUAUGACUGGCUGUCAGCGUGCUAUGCUUGCCAACAGGAUUUCCUACUUCUUUGACUUUAAAGGACCAAGCCUCACUGUUGACACAGCCUGCUCCUCUAGUCUUGUUGCUCUGGAAAACGCUUAUAAGGCAAUUCGUCAUGGGCGGUGCAGUACAGCCCUAGUAGGCGGGGUCAACCUCUUGCUGAAACCCAACACAUCUGUGCAGUUCAUGAAACUGGGUCUGCUUAGUCCUGAUGGUGCCUGCAAGGCUUUUGAUGCUUCAGGAAAUGGAUAUUGUCGCUCUGAAGCUGCUGUUGUUGUUCUUUUGACCAAGAGAUCUAUGGCUAAGAGGAUCUAUGCCACAGUUGUAAAUGCUGGAGUUAACACUGAUGGCUUUAAGGAGCAAGGUGUGACAUUCCCAUCUGGACAGAUGCAGGAGAAGUUGAUCAGAUCUUUGUACAGCGAAAGUGGUGUCAAACCUGAAGAAGUGGAGUAUAUUGAAGCUCAUGGGACAGGCACCAAGGUUGGAGAUCCACAGGAAGUAAACAGCAUUACAAGUAUCUUCUGUGACUGUGAGCGGGAGCCACUGUUGAUCGGAUCAACCAAGUCAAAUAUGGGUCAUCCAGAGCCUGCCUCAGGGCUUGCUGCAUUAGCUAAGGUCAUUCUCUCUCUGGAACAUGGGCUGUGGACUCCAAAUCUUCAUUUCAAUACCCCAAAUCCAGAUAUUCCUGCCUUACAAGAUGGCUCCCUGGAGGUAGUUUGUAAACCAACACCAGUGAAAGGUGGCCUUAUCGGUAUCAACUCUUUUGGUUUUGGGGGUGCUAAUGCUCAUGUCAUUCUGAGGCCAAAUAAGAACAAAUGCCAACCUCUGGAGACUAGUAACAUGCCAAGGCUGGUUCAGAUUUCUGGCAGAACCCAGGAAGCUGUGGAAACACUAAUUCAAGAGAGCAGAAAACAUGAAGAAUGCAGCCCAUUUGUAAGCCUGCUCAGCGACAUCUCUGCAGUUCCUGUGUCCUCCAUGCCUUUCAGGGGCUACACACUGGUUGGCACUGAAAGUGACAUAAAAGAGGUUCAGCAAGUUCAAGCAUCUGGUAGACCACUCUGGUACAUAUGCUCAGGCAUGGGAACACAGUGGAAAGGCAUGGGCCUGAGCCUUAUGAAGCUGGAUCUGUUUCGCCAGUCUAUAUUGCGUUCAGAUCAGGCUUUGAAGAACACAGGCCUUAAGGUCUCAGAGCUGCUGCUGCAAGCAAAUGAGAGCACUUUUGAUGACACUGUUCAUGCAUUUGUUGGACUGGCUGCUAUUCAGAUUGCUCAGAUUGAUAUGCUGAAGGCUGCAGGUCUGCAUCCGGAUGGGAUUGUGGGACACUCAGUGGGAGAACUGGCUUGCGGCUAUGCAGACAACUCCUUAAGUCAUGAAGAGGCCAUUCUUGCUGCUUAUUGGCGGGGACGAUGCGUUAAAGAGGCCAAAUUGCCACCUGGAGGAAUGGCUGCUGUUGGUCUGACAUGGGAGGAGUGUAAACAACGCUGUCCUCCAAAUGUGGUACCAGCCUGUCACAACUCUGAGGACACUGUCACUGUUUCGGGGCCUCUGGACUCUGUGAAUGAGUUUGUAGCCAAACUGAAGAAAGAGGGUGUGUUUGCAAAGGAGGUGCGCAGUGCUGGCGUCGCCUUUCACUCCCAUUACAUGGCAUCUAUUGCCCCAGCACUGUUCAAUGCUCUGAAAAAGGUCAUUCCACACCCUAAACCUCGCUCAGCACGAUGGAUCAGUACAUCUAUCCCUGAAUCUCAGUGGCAAGGUGAUCUGGCUAGGAAUUCCUCUGCAGAGUACCAUGUGAACAACCUCGUGAAUCCAGUGCUGUUCCAUGAAGGUCUGAAGCAUGUUCCAGAGAAUGCCGUUGUUGUAGAGAUUGCUCCACAUGCUCUUUUACAGGCUAUCUUGAAGAGAACUUUGAAACCAACUUGCACCAUUCUGCCAUUGAUGAAGAAAGAUCACCAAAAUAAUUUGGAGUUCUUCCUAACACAGAUUGGCAAGAUUCAUUUAACUGGGAUAAAUGUUCUUGGAAAUAACUUGUUCCCGUCUAUGGAAUACCCUGUCCCUGUGGGAACACCCCUUAUUUCUCCAUGCAUCAAAUGGGACCACAGUCAGGACUGGGAUGUUCCGACAGCUGAAGACUUUCCAGCAGGUUCCAAAGGCUCUGCAUCUGCUUCAGUCUACAAUAUUGAUGUGAGUCCUGACUCUCCUGACCACUACUUGAUUGGUCACUGCAUUGAUGGCAGAGUUUUGUACCCUGCAACUGGGUACCUCGUGCUGGCUUGGCGAACACUGGCGCGGUCUCUUGGUGUGGCUAUGGACGAAGUGGCUGUUACGUUCGAAGAUGUCACAAUUCAUCAGGCAACUAUCAUUCCCAAAAAGGGAUCAGUACAGCUGGAAGUAAGACUUAUGCCUGCUUCCCACUGCUUUGAGGUAUCAGGAAAUGGGAAUCUGGCUGUCAGUGGGAAGAUUUCGCUCCUGGAAGACACUGCUCAGAACAAUUUCCGUAACCAGACAGAUGGCCUUCGGACUCAAGCAGACAGGAGCUCAAAGCCUGGGCUCUUGAAAGAUGACAUUUAUCAAGAGCUGCAUCUGCGUGGAUAUAAUUAUGGACCAACUUUCCAGGGUGUUCUAGAAUGCAACAGUGAAGCAACUGCAGGAAAAGUUCUGUGGAAUGGGAACUGGGUGACCUUCCUUGACACUCUGCUGCAUAUGCUGAUCUUACCUGAGACUGGCCGCAGUCUGCGCUUACCCACGAGGAUUCGCUCAGUCUGUAUUGAUCCAGUGCUGCAUCGUGAGCAGGUGUGCCAAUACCAGGACAAUAUAGAAGCUUUGGAAGUUCUGGUGGACCGCUGUCUUGAUAGCCUUAAAGCAGGAGGCGUUCAGAUCAAUGGUCUUCAUGCUUCUGUGGCACCACGGCGACAGCAGGAACAGAUACCUCCCACCCUGGAAAAAUUCUGCUUUGUGCCCUACACUGAGAGUAGCUGUUUGUCUUCAAGUGCCCAUCUUCAUGCCUAUCUGGAGCAAUGCAAAGGUCUGAUCCAAAAGUUGCAGUCUAAGGUGGCAGUGCAUGGGGUCAAAUUAGUCAUCCCUGGAGUAGAAAAUGCAGUGGCUGCUACGGGGUCCUCGUCCACACAAAAGGGCCUUCAGCAUAUCCUCGCUGAGAUCUGCCGCCUGGAACUGAAUGGAAACCUCCAUUCUGAGCUGCAACAAGUUGUGGUUCGAGAGAAAAUGCACUUCCGAAAUGACCCUCUUCUCAGUGGAUUGCUGGAUUCUGCAGAGUUGAGGACUUGCCUGGAUGUGGCAUUGGAGAACAUGAUCAGUCAUAGGAUGAAGAUAAUAGAGGCUAAUGCAGGAAGUGGACAACUGUUCUCUCGUGUGAAAAGUAUUCUGAAUGCUCAGCCCCUGUUGCAGCUGGACUACAUUGCCACUGACUGCAUCCUGGAAAACCUUUCAGCUGUUGAAACAGAGUUACAAGAUGCUGGUGUUGUCUCUAGCCGGUGGGAUCCAUCUAGCCCUCCCUCUGGAAAUCUGACCAAUGCUGACCUGGUGGUAUACAACUGUUCAACAAGUGUUUUAGUGAAUACCACUGAAAUACUCUCUAAUUUGGCAGCUGCUGUGAAAGAAGGAGGGUUUGUUUUGCUACAUACUCUUCUUAAGGGAGAAACCCUUGGAGAAAUUGUCAGUUUCCUUACAAGCCCAGAUCUGCAGCAGAAACACAGCUUCCUAAGUGAGGCACAGUGGGAGGACUUAUUCAGCAAAGUUUCAUUGAAUCUUGUUGCCAUGAAGAAGUCAUUCUUUGGCUCAGUUAUUUUCCUGUGUCGUCGGCAAGCUCCUGUCAAAGCACCUGUUUUUCUGCCAGUAGAUGAGACGAACUUCAAGUGGGUUGAAUCCUUAAAGGAGAUCUUGGCUGACGCAUCAGAGAAGCCUGUGUGGUUGACUGCCACCAGUUGUGCGAACUCAGGAAUUUUGGGAAUGGUGAACUGCCUUCGCCUUGAAGCAGAAGGCCACCGAAUCAGGUGUGUGUUCAUUUCCAACUUGAACUCUUCAUCUGCUGUCCCACCCACAAGUCUUUCUUCUCUGGAGAUGCAGAAGAUUGUUCAGAAGGACCUGGUGAUGAAUGUGUAUCGUGAUGGAAAGUGGGGCUCCUUCAGGCAUCUUACAUUGCAGCAAGCACAACCUCAGGAGCUGACAGAAUAUGCCUAUGUGAAUGUGCUAACUCGUGGAGAUCUCUCAUCUCUUCGCUGGAUUGUCUCCCCACUUCGACACUUCCACACAACUGAUCCCAAUGUUUUACUCUGCAAAGUCUAUUACGCAUCUCUCAACUUCCGGGACAUUAUGCUGGCCACGGGGAAGCUUUCUCCAGAUGCUAUCCCUGGUAAUUGGGCUUUGCAGCAGUGCAUGCUGGGCAUGGAGUUCUCAGGACGGGACACGGCUGGAAGAAGAGUAAUGGGAUUGCUGCCAGCAAAGGGGCUGGCCACAGUGGUAGACUGUGAAAAAAGGUUUCUAUGGGAGGUGCCUGAAAACUGGACUCUGGAAGAAGCAGCUUCAGUGCCUGUGGUUUAUGCCACUGCUUAUUAUGCUUUGGUGGUUCGAGGUGGUAUGAAGAAGGGUGAGAGUGUCCUGAUUCACUCUGGCUCAGGAGGUGUGGGCCAAGCAGCCAUUGCCAUUGCCCUGAGCAUGGGCUGCCGUGUCUUUACUACUGUAGGUUCCGCUGAGAAACGUAAGUAUCUCCAAGCAAGAUUUCCACAGCUAGAUGCUAAUAGCUUUUCCAGCUCCAGAGAUACUGCCUUUGAACAGCAUAUACUUCGAGUUACCAAUGGAAAAGGUGUCAACCUCGUGUUAAAUUCCUUGGCAGAAGAGAAGCUGCAAGCCAGUUUGCGUUGUCUUGCUCGACAUGGCCGCUUCUUGGAAAUAGGCAAAUUUGAUCUAUCUAACAACAGUCAGCUUGGAAUGUCUCUCUUCCUCAAAAAUGUGGCAUUUCAUGGGAUCCUACUAGAUUCAAUAUUUGAUGAGGGAAACCAAGAGUGGGAAGUAGUAUCAGAGCUGUUGAAGAAAGGCAUAAGAGAUGGUGUAGUAAAGCCCCUGAGGAGUUCGGUCUUCAACAAAGAAGAGGUAGAAGCUGCCUUCAGAUUCAUGGCACAAGGAAAACAUAUUGGCAAAGUUAUCAUCAAGGUCCAAGAAGAGGAAAAGGAGUAUCCUUUAAGAAAGUCUGAACCAGUUAAAAUCUCUGCAAUCUCCCGAACCUCCUGUCCACCUACGAAGUCCUACAUCAUCACAGGGGGCCUGGGAGGAUUUGGGCUGGAGUUGGCACAGUGGCUAGUUGAGAGAGGAGCACAGAAAAUUAUACUGACGUCUCGUUCUGGCAUACGAACUGGUUAUCAGGCUAAACGUGUUCAAGAGUGGAAGGCACUGGGAAUCAAAGUGCUGGUAUCUACCAGCGAUAUUGGAACACUAGAAGGAACACAGCAAUUAAUAGAAGAGGCUUUGAAGCUUGGACCAGUUGGAGGCAUCUUUAAUUUGGCUGUGGUCCUUAGAGACGGCAUGAUUGAAAAUCAGACCCCAGAAUUAUUCUGCGAGGUCAACAAGCCAAAGUAUUCAGGCACCCUUCAUUUGGAUUGGGUGACUCGUAAGAAGUGUCCAGACCUGGACUAUUUCGUUGUAUUCUCCUCUGUAAGCUGUGGAAGAGGAAAUGCUGGGCAAAGUAAUUACGGCUUUGCCAAUUCUACCAUGGAGCGUAUCUGUGAGCAGCGGCAUCAUGAUGGACUCCCAGGCCUGGCAAUCCAGUGGGGAGCCAUUGGUGAUGUGGGUAUCUUGAUGAAGACAAUGGGAAACAAAGACAUUGUGGUGGGGGGAACAAUUCCCCAACAAAUGAGCUCAUGCCUGGAGGUGCUCGAUGUUUUCCUGAAUCAACCUCAUCCUGUCAUGUCCAGUUUUGUCCUAGCAGAGAAAGUCUCAGCGAAAGCUGAAGGAGGUAGUCAGCGGGAUCUUGUAGAAGCUGUUGCUCACAUCCUGGGGGUCCGUGAUGUGAGUAGUCUGAAUGCUGAGAGUUCCUUGGCUGACUUAGGCUUGGAUUCCUUGAUGGGUGUGGAGGUGCGCCAGACACUGGAGAGAGACUAUGACAUCGUUAUGACCAUGAGAGAAAUUCGUCUCCUUACAAUCAACAAACUGCGUGAACUUUCUUCGAAGUCCAAGACAGCAGAGGAGCUGAAGUCAUCCCCACUGAUGAAGGCAGGCCCAGGCGAACCUCCAAAACUAGAUUUGAACAACUUACUGGUGAACCCAGAAGCACCAACAAUCACUCGUCUAAAUGAUGUUCAGAGCAUGGAGCGCCCUCUUUUCCUCGUUCACCCCAUUGAAGGAUCCAUUGCAGUUUUCCACACUCUGGCCUCCAGACUUCACAUGCCUUGCUAUGGGCUCCAGUGCACAAAAGCCGCUCCUUUGGACAGCAUCCAAAGCCUGGCAGCCUAUUACAUUGGCUGCAUGAAGCAGAUACAGCCUGAAGGACCUUACCGCAUUGCUGGAUACUCUUUUGGUGCCUGUGUAGCCUUUGAAAUGUGUUCCCAGCUGCAAGCACAACAAAAUGCUUCCCAUGCACUCAACAGUUUAUUCCUUUUUGAUGGGUCUCAUUCCUUUGUGGCAGCAUAUACCCAGAGCUACAGAGCCAAACUGACCCAAGGAAAUGAGGCUGAACUGGAGACCGAAGCACUGUGUGUCUUUGUUCAGCAAUUUACGGGCAUCGAACAUAAUAAGCUGCUGGAGGUUCUUCUGCCCCUGAAAGAUCUGCAGGCUCGUGUGAAUGCUGCUGUAGACCUAAUAACUGAGAUUCAUACAAACAUCAAUCGUGAAGCACUCAGCUUUGCUGCUACUUCAUUUUACCAUAAGCUGAAGGCUGCUGACAAGUAUAUACCAGACUCCAAGUAUCAUGGGAAUGUGACACUGAUGCGGGCAAAGUCUCGCAAUGAAUAUGAGGAAGGUCUGGGUAAAGACUAUAAACUCUCAGAGGUAUGCGAUGGGAAGGUAUCUGUCCACGUUGUUGAAGGAGAUCACCGCACCUUGCUGGAGGGAGAUGGUGUUGAAUCAAUUAUUGGGAUCAUCCACAGCUCACUGGCAGAGCCACGUGUCAGUGUCAGAGAGGGUUAACUUCUACUUCCUCACUAUCAAUGAUGAAGAAAAUGCCAACAACAUUCCUAGUUAUGACAGGCCCCAAGGAACUCUUCCUGUUCAACAUCUCAUCUGCUCUGCUGCCAGAGCUGAGAAGUCCAGCUGGACUCAAUUGGUCUUUUUUGUCUCUUUCUUGCUUAUCUUUUCCCACAUUUAUGGGUUCUGUCUCCUUCCUUUCCUAUGGCUGUUUUUCCCCCUAGUCUCCCUGUCCAUGUUAACUGCAGUGCUGUGACUCUGUCACUGUGCACUGCAGUGAGGGUUCCCCACAGGUGGUUGCUUCCUACACCCUUGGCAGUAUAAAAAAAAAAAAAAAAAAAAAAAAAAAAUUAGGAGUAGAUUUCUUGUGCUUUAUGUUGGUUUUGUCUUAACAGUAUUCCAAAGGGUAUGUGAUAGCACUUGUUGACCAAGCCUAGUGAACAGGGAGAGAAGAGGAGCUGCAGCUGAUUUUGGAGAUACUUUUUAUCUAUGAAGAAUCUGUCUGCAGUUUAGGUCAGAAAGAGAAUUCCAUUGAGGGUUUUGUAACUAUAUUUUUUAAUUUGCUAUAUUCUAAGUAUUUAUUGUGUCAAACCAGAGACUUCUUACUUGGUUUUAAUUUAUUGUGGGUUAUAGGAGCAAAGAAACAUCCUUUGUUGGAGGGAAAGGUUUAUUCUACAAGGGAAAGUUGCCCAUCUUUGAAAUAAUCUAAUUUCUUGUUGGUUUUGUUGGGUUUUUUUUUCCUUUCUCCCACUGCCCUGACCUUUUCAGAAAGCAUUAGGUAGAAGGAAGGAUUCUUGCCAUCAUGUACUCUUCAGGGGAGAGAGGGGCCUGGGGGAUAAGGUGGAUUGUUUGACAGAUGCUGCUGUAUUGAACAGCCAUAACUUGGGCAUGAUAAAAACAGGCAAAGCUGUCCCUAGGCAGGUACUUUGUUUAUAUUUGUGCAAGGUUCUGUGGCCUGUUCUAACAGAACCUCAGUAAAGCAUUAGGAUUAUUGCUUUACCUUAUUCCCUUUCACCUCCAGUCUUGCCACCCAAUGAAAAAUUUGGAAUGGGGAGGGCGAGGAGUAGAAUUCCUUAACAAUAAUUGAACAAAUCCUCCCAUCCCUGCUCUCCCAUAAUCAAAGCUCAGGCAAACAUACAGGUAUCUGCCCAAGGCCCGUAAAUAUUUUAUUUAGCACAGGGCUUGCUUAAGCCUUGUGUUCAUUUUCCUUUUGGUAAUGAGACUGGAAAUCCCACAUAAGUUAGCUAAGUAAUCAGUUUGAUGGUCUGAUUUUAAAAUACAGUAGUACCUUUUUAAAGGAAAUUUGCAUAAAAUUGAAUUGAAAAAUUUCUUGCCUUUGCUAUGCUGGAUCUGUCCUUUCCGAAAUCAGUAAAUCCUUGUUACACUUAUGAUACAGAGGAGACCUGGGUAGCAACAAAGCACCAGCUAGGAGGAGCUAUUGUUCUUCUCCAAACUGCUGUAAAACCCCUCUUCUCUUCAUUCCCCAGUAAAGUAUUCUGGUGGUACAGGAGCAUUCCAGUGACAGGAACAGAUGGCUCUUCACUGCAGGUUCUGACCUAGUGUCUUUUGCUUAUACCACCCUCUGUUGAUAGUGGCUGGGUUAACUGAUUUUAGUUUUAUAAAGUAUUUCUUUUGUGAAAUUGAAAUAAAACAACAUAAUGUCAGCUUAAACCAU
Molecule: messenger RNA, 9366 nt
Organism: Zonotrichia albicollis (white-throated sparrow)
Lineage: Eukaryota; Metazoa; Chordata; Aves; Passeriformes; Passerellidae
Gene: FASN
Product: fatty acid synthase
Biological process (GO): fatty acid biosynthetic process
Cellular component (GO): cytoplasm
Molecular function (GO): 3-oxoacyl-[acyl-carrier-protein] synthase activity; oxidoreductase activity; phosphopantetheine binding
Source: RefSeq, a predicted model, not a curated record